AUAUGCAUGUGUGUGUGCAUAUCAAAAUUACUUUCAUUAUAUUUAUACAUACAGUAGCUUUUGUUCUAUAAUGUGAAUAAUGACACAAUGAAUAUGAUAAAUACACCUAUUGAAAAUGUAUCAAGAUUAGUACUAAUUUGUCGUCUCUGUGGCAAUGCUAGUAAUAAAUAUAUAAAUAUUUUUGGAGAAGAUGGUAUAAAAAAUUCUAUUAAUAAAAAGAUUUUGACGCAUCUAAAAAUUGAGAUUUCAAAUUCAGACUUAUUACCAAAGAUAAUAUGUGAUAAAUGCUUUCGUAAGCUGGAUGAUUUUGAUAAUUUGUUUUUAACAAGUACCAAGGUACAAUCAAUUCUGAAGAAUGCUAUAAAUGAAUCUUUAUUUAAAAUUAAAAUUAAAAUUGGAUUACCUGGAAGUGAAGCUUAUAAUGGUAGCACUAAUUUUAAUAGAAAUGAGGAUGAAAUUCAUUCGCUUGAUGAAGAGAAACAAGAUACAACAACCCAAGAAUGUUUUCUUUAUAAAAAAAAGUCAUUUUCUUUAAAUGAUAAAAAUGAAGAUGAUGAUAAAGAAAGAAUUGCAGAAUUGCCUAUGACUGGCAAUGAUGAAUAUAUAAUUGAAAAUAGUCAUGAAGAUUAUAAUAGGAUUUCUAAAUAUCAAGAUCAAAAUCCAAUGGAUUUAAAACAAGAAAAUAUAGAGAUUAACGUUGUCAAAUUUAUCCAAGAAAAUUAUCAAAAUACUCUAAAUUCAAGUUGUAAUGAUGUCAGUAUAACAAAAAAUUCUUCUAAAUCAAUUAGCUGCAAUGAUGGCAAUGCUAAAUUGCUUCAGAACUGUAACUACGAUGAUGCCAAAACAAUGGAUUUAAUUGCAGCCCAUACAAAAAUUUGGAUGGAUAAUUAUGAUGAAAUUCCUGCAUGGGAAUUUGAAAAUAACGUUACAAAUGUGCCAAUACAUUAUCCUUGUAUAUCAUGUACUGAUAUAUUUAUAUAUGCAAAAGAAUUAAUAAAACAUUACAAAGAGCAACAUAAUUGUUCAACACCGACUUUUAAAUGCAGCAUAUGUGGGAGAAUGUACAAAAUUUUGAAAAAUUUUUAUUCACAUUAUGAAAAACAUUAUACCAUAAAUAAACAUGCCUGCGAGAUAUGUGGAAAAACGUUUACGCGAAAUUGGACAUUACGAAUUCAUGCAUCCGUUCAUUCGGAUGCUAAACCUUUUAAUUGCAACGAAUGCAGUAAAACGUUCAAAAAUUUAUGUUCUCUUAAAAAUCAUAAAAAAUCUCAUCUUCCCGAUGAAUGCAAAUUGAUAUAUACCUGUGCCUAUUGUGAUAAAAGUUUCAAGUCUAAAUUUAUCUUGAAGUCACAUCAGAGAAUUCACACAGGACAAAAAGAUUACAAUUGUGAUAUUUGUAGUAAAUCGUUUGCCUGUAAAGGCUCGUUAUUAUGUCAUAUUGAAAUUCAUAAGAAUAAUAAAGAAAUCAAAUGCCCUAUAUGCUAUAAGAUUAUUAGAACUGAAAGAUUAUUAAAAAGACAUUUAGCAUUCCAUAUGUUGAAGAAACCGUCAAAGUGUGAAUAUUGUGGAAAAGAAUAUCGUUAUUCGACUCAAUUAAAAGAACACAUAAGACUUCAUACAGGAGAGUUACCUUACGAAUGUGAAUAUUGCCAAAAGCGCUUUCGAUUAAAUAGUACUUUAAUAAUUCAUCGACGACAGCAUACCGGGGUGAAACCUUACAAAUGUAAAGUAUGCGAUCAUUCGUUUACAAAUUGGCCUAAUUAUAAUAAGCACAUGAAACGAAAACAUUACAAUACUAUUAUUAAGGAAAAUAACGACGAAUUAUAA
This is a messenger RNA of Ceratosolen solmsi marchali, 1827 nucleotides long. Its product is annotated as zinc finger protein 888-like. The record is from RefSeq and is a predicted model, not a curated record. The transcript has 7 exons. Gene Ontology annotation, cellular component: nucleus. NCBI's taxonomy places the organism in Eukaryota, Metazoa, Arthropoda, Insecta, Hymenoptera, Agaonidae. Gene Ontology annotation, molecular function: zinc ion binding. The coding region runs from base 88 to 1827 and encodes 579 amino acids. Gene Ontology annotation, biological process: positive regulation of transcription by RNA polymerase II.